Glycine soja is the source of this 1206-nucleotide messenger RNA. RefSeq names its product epoxide hydrolase A-like. The coding region runs from base 27 to 983 and encodes 318 amino acids. Gene Ontology annotation, molecular function: hydrolase activity. The record is from RefSeq and is a predicted model, not a curated record. NCBI's taxonomy places the organism in Eukaryota, Viridiplantae, Streptophyta, Magnoliopsida, Fabales, Fabaceae. The transcript is spliced from 3 exons.
UUAUCGCUCUGCAAAGAGAGAGGGAGAUGGAGGGAAUAGAGCACAGGACAGUUGAAGUAAAUGGCAUAAAAAUGCACAUUGCAGAGAAAGGAGAAGGCCCUGUGGUGUUGUUUCUCCACGGCUUCCCCGAACUCUGGCACUGUUGGCACAACCAGAUUGUGGCUCUUGGUUCCCUCGGAUACCAUGCGGUGGCACCAGAUCUCCGAGGCUACGGUGACACCGAUGCACCACCUUCAAUAGACAGCUACACAUGCUUUCAUAUAGUGGCUGAUCUCGUUGCGCUUAUUGAUUCUCUUGGUGCAGAGCAAGUGUUCCUUGUGGCUCAUGACUGGGGAGCCAUCAUAGGUUGGUACCUCUGCAUGUUUCGCCCUGACAAAGUGAAGGCCUAUGUCUGCCUCAGUGUUCCUUUCAUCCGCAGAAACCCCAACGUCAGAACCGUCGAUGGCAUGCGCGCUAUGUAUGGAGAAGACUACUAUAUCUGCAGAUUUCAGAAACCAGGGGAAAUGGAGGCUCAGAUGGCUCAAGUUGGCACAGAGUAUGUUCUCAAAAACAUCCUUACAAUUCGCAAACCUGGACCUCCAAUCUUUCCCAAAGGAGAGUUUGGAACAGGAUUAAAUCCGAAUAUGUCUGAUGAUACCUUACCCUCUUGGCUCACAGACGAUGAUCUUGCCUAUUAUGUUUCCAAAUAUGAGAAAUCGGGCUUCACUGGACCCUUGAACUAUUACCGAAAUAUGAACUUAAAUUGGGAGCUGACGGCACCAUGGACUGGAGUGCAAAUCCAAGUGGCGGUAAAAUACAUAACAGGUGAGUUGGACAUGGUAUACACCUCGCUAGGCAUGAAGGAGUAUGUCCACAGUGGAGGUUUCAAACAAGAUGUGCCCAAUUUACAAGUGGUUGUGCAGAAAGGAGUAGCUCACUUCAAUAAUCUAGAAGCUGCCGAGGAAAUCAACAAUCACAUAUACGAUUUCAUCAACAAGUUUUGAUGAUCUGAGAUUCAGGAACACGGUCACAGGGGUCGUGUAAAUUAGUUGAAGUUGCGCUUUAAGGUAUCAAGAUAUCUAUUUUGAUUUUUGAUGAGUCCAUUAUCUGCAGACAACCUCAUCCAUCCAACCUUGAUGCUUCUGUGUAAUAAUACAUUCGUACCUACCCGUUAAAACUUCAGAAAAUAAAAUUUCGAUCUUGCCAUGCAAUCAUUAAUUAGUUAUA